CGCCAGCUGCGCCCCAUGGCCCACCUGCGCUCCUGCGAAGUCCGGCAGCUGCUGCACAACAAGUUCGUGGUCAUCAUGGGGGACUCGGUGCAGAGGGCCGUGUACAAGGACCUGGUGGUCCUGCUGCAGAAGGACAGCCUGCUGUCCACCAGCCAGCUGAAGGCCAAGGGUGAGCUGACUUUCGAGGGGGACAUCUUGCUGGAGGGCGGCCGGUGGGGCCGCAUGCACAAUGGCACCCACUACCGCGAGGUCCGCCAGUUCCGCUCGGCCCACCACCUGCUGCGCUUCUACUUCCUCACCCGCGUCUUCUCCCCGUACGUCGUGGAGGUCCUGGAGGACCUGCGGCGGGGCCAGCACGCCCCGGACCUGGUGGUCAUCAACUCCUGCCUCUGGGACCUCUCGCGCUACGGCGCGGAUUUCCGAAGAGGCUACCGCGAGGACCUGGGGAGCCUGUUCGGGCUCCUGGGCCGCGCGCUGCCCGAGCCCUGCCUCCUGGUGUGGAACACCGCCAUGCCGGUGGCCGAGGUCGUCUCGGGCGGCUUCCUGCUGCCCGAGCACCAGCACCGGGGGGCGCACCUGCGGCUGGACGUGAUGGAGGCCAACUUCUACAGCUCCGUGGAGGCCAGCCGGCACGGCUUCGACGUGCUCGACCUGCACUUCCACUUCCGCCACGCGGCGCGGCACCGGCAGCGGGACGGCGUGCACUGGGACCAGCGCGCGCACCGCCACCUCUCGCAGCUGCUGCUGGCGCACAAUUGCCGGGGAGGCAGCACCGGGAGAGCAGAGGUGACUCGGGACAACGGGCCUCGUCCAGGGCCCCGCCCAGGUCGUCCAGGCCCCCGCCCAGGUCCUCGUCUGUGCGCGCCCCCCUGCGACCUUCUUCACCCAUUGCCCAGCCUCGCCCUCUGUUCCCGCCCUAUGGCCAAGGCGCCUUUGUGCCUUCCUACCAUUCUUUACCGCCCCAGCAAUUCUACAAUAACCAUUCCAGGGUCCAGGGGGGAUAUAAUGGCGACACAAACUCGAGGAUUGGGCCGCAGCACCGUCUGGGCCCCAUCCGCAGAGUUUCUCUCCAGCAUCAGCGCAGAGGGUCCCCUCCGUACCCUCCCCAGCGCCCCAGCGGGCCCCGCAGACACCAGCGAAGGCACACCCAGAGGCAAGGCCCCGGUGGCCAUAUCUAGACCGGGCUCCUUCCCAGCACAGUCAGUGGGCUGA
This is a messenger RNA of Miniopterus natalensis, 1212 nucleotides long. Lineage: Eukaryota; Metazoa; Chordata; Mammalia; Chiroptera; Miniopteridae. The record is from RefSeq and is a predicted model, not a curated record.